Myripristis murdjan (pinecone soldierfish) is the source of this 1196-nucleotide messenger RNA. It is a transcript of the gene zar1, whose product is annotated as zygote arrest 1. Gene Ontology annotation, cellular component: cytoplasm. The transcript is spliced from 4 exons. The record is from RefSeq and is a predicted model, not a curated record. The coding region runs from base 26 to 988 and encodes 320 amino acids. Gene Ontology annotation, biological process: translation. Lineage: Eukaryota; Metazoa; Chordata; Actinopteri; Holocentriformes; Holocentridae.
UACCAACCUCAAUUGGCUGAGCAAAAUGGCUACGUAUGGUGACGAGCCAGUCGACAGCUAUCUCUAUUCAUCUUUCAACCCUUACACGAGCAGGUACCUCAAAUCUAAAGACCCGGCGUGGAAAUACAAAAGUUACAUCUCCAACCAUGGGGACAACUCGGACGCCUUUAACAACCACCAGCGCGCCCAGCUGAAGUCCAUCUUGUCUCAGAUCAACCCCAAACUCACCCCGAGGCUCAGGAAGGCGAACACCAAGGACGUGGCGGUGCAGGUGAACCCGAAGAAGGACGCCUCGGUGCAGUGCUCCAUCGGCCCGCGGACCCUGCUGGCCAUGAAGUGCAUCUGUGUGCGUAAAAGGAGACAGGAGGCCCCGGCGCCCGGCAGCCCCAAGCCCGGCGCCGUCCACUACCCCCGCACCCUGGCAGUGUACUCCCCCAUCGCCUACAGGAGCGUCACCUCCUUCAUCGUGGACGAGAACAGCAAGGGAGCACCGGGUGAAGAGCAGCCGGGGGACCCGCCUGACUCGGUGGAGGAAAACGAGGGGAAGAAGAGUAAGGCAGAAAAGCCCGCAAAGCCCGCAGGCCAGCGCAAAGUGUCCAAAACAAAGCCGUUUAAGACUGAAGAGGCUCAGCCAACAUCGGAGGAAUCAAAGGUCAAGGCGCGUGUACGCUUCCAAUUUCUGGAACAGAAGUAUGGAUAUUAUCACUGUAGAGACUGCAACCUGCGAUGGGAGAGUGCCUAUGUGUGGUGCGUUCAGGGCACCAACAAGGUGUACUUCAAGCAGUUUUGUAGAAAAUGCCAGAAGGAUUUCAACCCAUACCGUGUUGAGGACAUCACAUGCCAUAUCUGCAACAAGGCACGCUGUUGCUGUGCAGUGACAUCACGCCAUGUCGACCCCAAACGACCCCACAGACAGGAUUUGUGUGGCCGGUGCAAAGGCAAACGGCUAUCCUGCGACAGCACUUUCAGCUUCAAGUACAUCAUCUAGGGAGCUCCUCCACUGAACUUUGCCCCAUACAAACCACACAAUCCUGCAGGGUGCAUGCUCAGCCCAGGGCACCUACGAUGCACAUAAAGGGAUCUGGGAUGCAGGCUAGAUGUUUGACAUUUCAAUAGUUUAUUUCAUGCCUGUUUUGUGUUAUGAAUUGGUGGCAUGCACAUCUUGUGAAUAUAAUAAAAUGGCAACCCAGCACUAG